Messenger RNA from Darwinula stevensoni, 252 nucleotides. The record is from the annotation of a GenBank genome assembly. NCBI's taxonomy places the organism in Eukaryota, Metazoa, Arthropoda, Ostracoda, Podocopida, Darwinulidae.
AUGCGAAAUUGCCGAUGCGUUUCCCCGGGGAAAGGGAGGGACCUACAAGGGAACAUGGGAUUUGAGCCGUGGCUCUCCAUGAUGGACGUCUUGGGACAUCCCAAGACUCGGGUGUUCAUCAGUCGAUGUGGAGGAGGGAGCGUGAUGGAAUCCCUCUACAACGGAGUGCCUGUCGGGAUUCCCCGGCGACCAUUUCGAGAUGUGUGCGCUUCUGCGAAGGCAGGGACUCGGGCACACGUUGAACAAGAUUAA